Molecule: messenger RNA, 801 nt
Organism: Rhodamnia argentea
Lineage: Eukaryota; Viridiplantae; Streptophyta; Magnoliopsida; Myrtales; Myrtaceae
Product: ubiquitin-conjugating enzyme E2 variant 1C
Exons: 4
Coding region: 134-574 (146 amino acids)
Biological process (GO): protein K63-linked ubiquitination; DNA damage tolerance
Cellular component (GO): nucleus
Source: RefSeq, a predicted model, not a curated record
UUUGCUUUUGUUUCCCUAGAUUCUUCCCUCUUGACUCGUCGUCUCUGCAACAAUCUCUCUCUCCCUCUCUCCUCCGAUCAGAUCUCCGGGAACUCUCGCCGCGGAAACUCCGAUUCUCUCUGCUCACUCAUCCAUGACGCUCGGCUCGGGAGGAUCGGGGGUCGUUGUUCCUCGAAAUUUCAGGUUAUUGGAGGAACUUGAGCGUGGAGAAAAAGGAAUUGGAGAUGGCACUGUUAGCUAUGGGAUGGAUGAUGGGGAUGACAUUUACAUGCGGUCUUGGACUGGCACCAUCAUUGGUCCUCACAAUACUGUACAUGAAGGUCGUAUCUACCAGUUGAAGCUGUUCUGCGACAAAGAUUACCCAGAAAAGCCACCCAGUGUUCGUUUUCAUUCACGCAUCAACAUGACAUGCGUUAACCAUGAAACUGGAGUGGUCGAGUCAAAGAAAUUUGGGUUGCUCGCAAAUUGGCAGAGGGAGUACACCAUGGAGGACAUACUGACUCAGCUGAAGAAGGAAAUGGCAGCCCCACACAACAGGAAGCUCGUCCAGCCUCCUGAAGGCACCUAUUUCUAGCUCUGAAUAUGACAUAGAAAUCAAGGGGCAUGUUGCUUUCGCCACAUGCAAUAUAUAGUUUGUAAUGCUGUGUCGAUGCUUUUAAAGUCACGAUGGUGGAAGAGGGGAAUGGCCCUAAGAAAGCCGUCCCCUUUUCCUGGAUUCAUUGUUGUUCUAUCGACUUCUUUCACCUAAACUAUGUCUCAAAAGAUUGUUUAGUGAAUGGAAUUUUAAUCCGCGUGUCAAAA